Molecule: messenger RNA, 750 nt
Organism: Williopsis jadinii
Lineage: Eukaryota; Fungi; Ascomycota; Saccharomycetes; Phaffomycetales; Wickerhamomycetaceae
Exons: 1
Coding region: 87-293 (68 amino acids)
Source: RefSeq, a predicted model, not a curated record
AGUGAAUCUCCUGUAUCUUUACCUUCCAAAGGGGAGACACUCUCUACUAACAAGACAAACUCAUUUUCAUAUUCAUAAACACUAAGAUGUCACAUUCACAGAUUCAGCAAGUGCUUGCAGUCAAAGCUCACGAAGUUGCCAGUGCAACUAGCGCCCACGCUAGCGCUUCAGCUCAUGGGAGUCGUCAAGAUCUGAGCCUGUUCUUCUACAUAUUCCUAACAGUCCUUGUGAUUUACUAUUCAUCUCACCGCUCCAUCAUCUCCAAGAGACGUCACGACAUUCCCUUGUUGUAAUGGCAUUGUGCCUUUUUUUUUACCCCAUUGUCACAUCUGCCUGAAGUUUUUGUGCGUAUACUGGGUGCUCUGUGACAAAUGUGACAAAUGACUUUUAAUGACUUUACAACGACUACAAAACCACUAAUUUAUUUUACUUUCUGACUAAUUUGUUUAUUUCUUAGGCAACGAAUAGUUCGGGUCAAUUGAUAAUCCUUUGGCCAGCCAUGGAUUGGGUGAUCAUGGUAUAAUUUGUUUUCAUUGUGAGGCUGGAGAAGCCGAUUGCACCGGCAGAAAAAUUGUACUGACGGCGCACACGCAAUAACCUCAAAUUGAACCAUGGUGAUUAACUUGGAUAAGAAAUUAAUUUUUUCUAAUACAUAGGGCUUUUUUCAUUCAUGAUGCCACUUUUUUCAUUUAAUUGACCCAUUGACGUAUUGUAUAUAUCUCUAUAAUAUAGUCUGCUGGUAUCUGGACU